AUGUCGACUGAGAACGCAACACGUUCCUUCUCCAACUCAUCAGGGAACCCGGCUGCGGAACGCUCGGAUCCCUACAACACCGCCGUCAUGCCGAGCGUCUACGGGAUCAUCUGCUUCCUGGGCAUCGUGGGGAACUGCAUCGUCAUCUACACCAUCGUGAAGAAGAACAAGCUCCGCGCCCAGCAGACGGUGCCCGACAUCUUCAUCUUCAACCUGUCCAUCGCCGACCUCCUCUUCCUCCUGGGCAUGCCCUUCCUCAUCCACCAGCUGGUGGGCCACGGCGCGUGGCGCUUCGGCGCGGCCAUGUGCACGCUCAUCACCGCGCUCGACUCCAACAGCCAGAUCGUCAGCACCUACAUCCUCACGGCCAUGACGCUGGACCGCUACCUGGCCACCGUGCACCCCAUGCGCUUCACCCACGUGCGGACGCCGCGCACGGCCGGCGCCGUCAUCGGCCUGGUGUGGCUGCUCUCGCUGCUCACCGUCAGCCCCGUGUGGGCGUACGCGGGCCUCCUGCCGCUCAGCGACGGCUCCGUGGGCUGCGCCCUGCUGCUGCCCAACGCCGCCACCUACUGGUUCACGCUGUACCAGUUCGUGCUGGCCUUCGCCUUCCCGCUCGCCGUCAUCUGCGGCGUCUUCUUCCGCAUCCUGCAGAACAUGGCCGCCACCGUGGCGCCCCUGCCGCCGCGCAGCCAGCGCGUCCGCACCCGCAAGGUCACCCGCAUGGCGGUGGCCAUCUGCCUGGCGUUCUUCGUCUGCUGGGCGCCCUACUACGUGCUGCAGCUGGCGCACCUGGGCAUCCGCCGGCCCAGCUUCUCCUUCCUGUACGCCUACAACGUGGCCAUCAGCAUGGGCUACGCCAACAGCUGCAUCAACCCCUUCCUGUACAUCGCGCUGAGCGAGACCUUCAAGCGGCAGCUGAUCGUGGCCAUCCGGCCGGCGCACAAGGCCUCGCGCGUGGCCCCCAGCCUGGGGGAGGGCAGCGACAGCCUGCGUCUGGCCCCCGAGGGCGUGCCGCACAGCCGGUCCUCCGGCGAGCUGCUGCACAACCUGCUGCCCGUCACCGUGGCCGUCCACUGA
Molecule: messenger RNA, 1080 nt
Organism: Conger conger (European conger)
Lineage: Eukaryota; Metazoa; Chordata; Actinopteri; Anguilliformes; Congridae
Product: melanin-concentrating hormone receptor 1-like
Exons: 2
Coding region: 1-1080 (359 amino acids)
Biological process (GO): neuropeptide signaling pathway
Cellular component (GO): neuron projection; membrane
Molecular function (GO): melanin-concentrating hormone receptor activity; neuropeptide binding
Source: RefSeq, a predicted model, not a curated record